AUCCUUUAUGGGUAUUUCCUGUGAACUCAAAGAUUCGUCAAAGGCUCAUCACUUUUUAUGACUUUAGAAAAUGGCGACCGUCGGCACACUUACCUCUUCUCCCGUUCCAACCUCGACGGCCCAUUUCCAGUUCGGCAAGGAUGCUGCUCCUGUCGAAACAAAGCCUAUUUCUCAGUCAAAUAAGGCUAUUAUGAUGUCUGAGCGUGUUGCUUUCGAUCCUUCCAAGCACUUGAACUUCACACCACCCUCGAAAGUGCAUACCAUGACCGAGCUUGGGUAUUCUGAAAGGCAUGGCAUCUCUCCUAUUGGUGUCUCUGAGCCUUUCCCACUGUUCUCUGCCGAGGCUAUUCAGCACAUGAGAGACGAGGUGUUGAGUGACGAAGUUUUUGCCAAACAUCGGUAUUCCAGUGAUUUGGCCCCUUGUCAGUUGAGAGGGUUUGCAUCAGAAUGUGCGCCUUUCGUCUAUGACGCCUGGAAGAACCCCGAGACUCUCGCUAUCAUCUCCAAAAUAGCCGGAGUUGACCUUGUGCCUGCCAUGGACCUCGAAAUUGGACAUGUGAACAUCUCCGUCAACAGCGAGGAGGAAAAGGCCAGGGCACUGACUGCCGCAGUGGAGGAAAUUAACCGCAAGGCUGAUGAGGGUGUUUCAGGAUGCCCUUGGGAAGGCGACAAGCCCAUCGUUGAUUGGCACACUGACAGCUAUCCAUUUGUCUGUGUGACCAUGCUUUCAGACUGUACGGAUAUGAUUGGAGGAGAGACCGCGUUGCGAAAGGGGGACGGUGACAUCGUCAAAGUUCGAGGGCCGCAGAUGGGAUCCGCAGUUAUCCUGCAAGGACGAUACAUUGAGCACCAGGCCCUCCAUGCUUUGGGAACGACGGAGAGAAUUUCCAUGGUAACCUCAUUCCGGCCACGGUCCUCUUUGGUCAAAGACGAUACAGUCCUCACCACAGUGCGCCCAAUCUCGGACCUGGGAGAAUUGUACCACCAAUUUGCCGAGUAUCGCUUUGAGAUGCUCCAGGACCGAUUUCAAGAUGCAAACAAGUUCAUGCGUGACCAGAAGCGAGCAAGACGCCCGUUCGACACCCGUGGCCUGAAGCAGUUUAUUCGUGAACAGAUUGAGUUUUUGGAGCAUAUGGAAAGAGAGGUUGUCGAUGAUGACAAGGUCCAGAAAGGUGUCAUCCAUAACAGCCACUUGGUUUCGGAAGACCUCAAGCACAAAUCCAAGAAGCGUGCUUUGUCUGCGGUGGAAUAGGCAGGUCCUGGACUAACGCUACAUAAUAAUAAUAAUGAUUCGAAUGUCUCUUGUUGCUUGGUGCUUUGCGGGCUAGCGUUUCAGAGUUUGUUGCAUGCUGGGCCAUCGGUUUUUCGUUGCUUGGCUCAUUCCUGUUUAUGCAGUGCUUUUGGCGUUUGUUGCUUGGGAAAUUGUUGUUCAGCGUUUUUACUGAGAUAGAUAUUUAGCGACAUAGAUUUUGAACGACCUUUUAUUUCUUGCAGUUUAACCUCUUGAUGGAAGUGAAUUCCGUAUGAAGUCUAAGCUUUUUGACCAUUUGACGGGACCUGCUGCGUGGUUGUCUUUGGACAUUUGUGUCCGACAGACGUUUGGUGACUGAUCAGCGAUGAAAACUCUCUACCUAGGUCUUUCGGAAUAGAAAGGAGAAAGUGGCCUGUUU
This is a messenger RNA of Aspergillus wentii DTO 134E9, 1670 nucleotides long. RefSeq lists its product as uncharacterized. Bases 71 to 1252 code for a protein of 393 amino acids. The record is from RefSeq and is a predicted model, not a curated record. The transcript is spliced from 3 exons. NCBI's taxonomy places the organism in Eukaryota, Fungi, Ascomycota, Eurotiomycetes, Eurotiales, Aspergillaceae.